Molecule: messenger RNA, 627 nt
Organism: Lynx canadensis (Canada lynx)
Lineage: Eukaryota; Metazoa; Chordata; Mammalia; Carnivora; Felidae
Product: putative SEC14-like protein 6
Exons: 6
Coding region: 1-627 (208 amino acids)
Cellular component (GO): cytoplasm
Source: RefSeq, a predicted model, not a curated record
AUGGCCAAUGGGCCAACACCUGGACAGAUGAGGGCAGGGCAAUGGAAGCAGGAGCUGCCAAAGUUCAUCAGCCCUGAGCAGCUGCCCGUGGAGUUUGGGGGGACCAUGACUGAUCCUGAUGGCAACCCCAAGUGCCUGACCAAGAUCAACUAUGGGGGUGAGGUGCCCAAGAGCUACUACCUGCGCAACCAGGUGAGGAUGCAGUAUGAGCACAAGAUGACGGUGGCCCGAGGCUCCUUCGUGCAGGUGGAGAACAAAAUCCUGUUCCCGGGCUGUGUGCUCAGGUGGCAGUUCGCAUCACAUGGGGCAGACAUCGGCUUCGGGGUUUUCCUGAAGACCAAGACGGGUGAGCGGAAGCGGGUGGGGGAGAUGGUGGAGGUGCUCCCCAUCCGGCGCUACAAAGCCCACCUGGUACCUGAGGACGGGAGCCUCGCCUGCCUCGAGGCUGGCAUCUAUGUCUUGAGGUUUGAUAACACUUAUAGCCUAGUUCAUUCCAAACACAUCAACUCCACUGUGGAGGUGCUACUCACUGACCAAACCUUUGUGGAGAAGACGGAGAGAUCCUGGGGAUGGGAAUCCUACAACAGCUGCUCCCAGCCCAUCUGUCACAGUGGGUCAGCAUCUUAG